UUUCAACGUUCCCCGCAUACUCUCAGCAAUCGAAAUGGCAGGGCUCGCGCACAAGCAAAAAUUAUGGGGCGGCAGAUUCACCGGCGACACAGACCCUUUGAUGCAUGCGUUCAACCAGUCGUUAAAAUAUGACCAGAGGAUGUAUGCAGAAGACAUCUCGGGCUCGAUUUCGUAUGCUCGCGCACUGGCACGCGCGAACAUCUUGACAGAGGAUGAGAUGAGCAAGAUUGUGGAGGGCCUAAAGGCGGUCCGUCAAGAGUGGGAACAAGGAACGUUCCAAGCACAACCAGGAGAUGAAGACAUUCACACCGCCAACGAACGCCGACUGAGCGAGCUGAUCGGGCCGCUUGGCGGGAAGCUGCAUACCGGCCGCUCUCGAAACGAUCAGGUCGCCACUGACCUGCGACUUUGGCUGAUCAACCAAGUGGGAGACAUUGAAAAGUCUCUCAAGGGUCUUCUCAGCGUGAUGGUGGAACGUGCAUCCAAGGAGAUCAGCUAUCUCAUGCCGGGCUACACGCAUCUACAGCGUGCUCAACCCGUCCGAUGGUCCCACUGGCUGCUAUCCCACGCGUUUCCUUUAUAUGCGGACUUGCAGCGUCUCCAGCAGAUGGUACCUCGCAUUUCCGUGAUGCCGCUCGGCUGUGGCGCCAUGGCGGGCAAUGGCUUCAACCUUGACCGCGAAUUCCUCGCUAAGGACCUCGGCUUCCAAUCUAUCGCAGAAAACAGCAUGUACGCUAUCUCGGACCGCGACUUCGUGGUCGAGUUCAUGAUGUGGGCGAGCCUAGCGAUGAUGCACCUGAGCCGACUCUCGGAAGACCUGAUAAUUUACUCGACUUCGGAGUUCAGCUUCGUCAAAUUGAGUGAUGCCUAUAGCACGGGAUCGAGCAUGAUGCCUCAGAAGAAGAACCCGGACUCGCUAGAGCUCAUCCGAGGAAAGACGGGACGCAUCUUUGGAAACAUGUCUGGCUUCAUGAUGUCACUAAAAGGCCUUCCUUCAACAUACAACAAAGACCUGCAGGAGGACAAGGAGCCCUUGUUCGAUACAGUCGACACUAUCUCAGCGACCUUCAAAAUAGCAGAGGGUGUAAUCGCCACUAUGGAGGUCCAAGAAGCUAAUAUGGCUCAAGCUCUGCAAGCAAGCUCCGACAUGUUAGCCACCGACCUCGCGGAUUACCUCGUCCGAAAAGGGAUACCGUUCAGAGAAACGCACCACAUAUCGGGACGCGCAGUCGCUCUGGCAGAGUCGAAGAAAUGCGGUCUGCAGGAUCUCACCAUCGAAGACUUCAAGAGUCUAAGCGGCAAGUUCGGCGAUGACGUGAAAAGCGUAUUCGACUUUGAGCACAGCGUCCAGGGCAGGAGCUCAAUUGGUGGAACACAUAUCAAAAUGGUAGAGAGGCAGAUCGAGGUACUGCGUGCAGCGCUUCGGAACUGAAAUGUACCCACUCUACGCAGGAAGAGACGGUCUGUGAUAUCAACGAUGUGUCUUUGAGAAACCAAAAAUGUUUGACCUGCGGGCAAUGAGGGACCCG
Laetiporus sulphureus 93-53 is the source of this 1529-nucleotide messenger RNA. RefSeq names its product argininosuccinate lyase. The record is from RefSeq and is a predicted model, not a curated record. The coding region runs from base 35 to 1432 and encodes 465 amino acids. Lineage: Eukaryota; Fungi; Basidiomycota; Agaricomycetes; Polyporales; Laetiporaceae. Gene Ontology annotation, molecular function: argininosuccinate lyase activity. Gene Ontology annotation, cellular component: cytosol. The transcript has 8 exons.